AUGCAAAGAUUAUAUGCUAAAUCAGUUGCAAAUGUUAAUACAAUUAAUAUAUCUAUCAUUGGUAUGAAUGGUUCUGGAAAGUCAGCUGUGGUCGUCAAAUAUCUAACCCGUCGUUUCAUUGUGGAAUAUGCACCUUAUCUGAGUGACAGUUAUACGAAAGCUGAUUCAGUCGAUGGCCAUGAAUUAACAGUGAACAUUCAGGAUACAUCUGAUAGUGAUGAAAUUGAUCUUGAAGAUAUAAUUAAAUGGUCACAAGCAAUUAUUAUAUUAUUUUCUAUGACAACAAUUCAUUCACAAUCUGAAUCAAUUGACAGAAAACCAAAAUUAUCAGGAACACAACAAUUUAAAUCAAAUAAUUCACAACACAUAAAUACAUCAUCAUCAACAUCAUUAAGUACUUCAUCAGUUUCAUCAGUAAAUCCUAAUUCUAGCAGUACACAACAUAGUUUAACACAAUCUGGUUCUUUAAGACGUUCAGCAUUAUAUAAUAUUAAUACUGUCAAACCACCUAGUAUAAUACUUGUUGCGAAUAAAUCAGAUUUGGAACGAUUUCGUUUGGUUCAAAAAGCAGAAGCUGAAGAGUUUGCAAAAUUUCAUGGAAUUCCAUAUUACGAGAUAACUGUUACUCAAACCUAUAGAGAAGUUCAAACUAUUUUCCAUGCAGCAGCUCGUCUUUGUCUUCAAUCGAAAGGUUUGAAACCACGUCAAAUGAAUGGACAGACUACAUCGAGUGGUAGAGGUAUUCUUCCUGGUGGAAAUCCUCCUAGUGUAUUAACAAGUUUAGCUGUGUCACCAAGCCUGUUACUACAGAAAAAAUCAACAUCUGUAUCACCUAAUCUCGAUGUAACAACAAGUACAGAAUCUGAAUUGAAUACAACAACAACAACAGCAGCAACAGGUGGGCCUGCUUCAAUUCUUUCCAAUCUUAAAUUAAGGGCAGCCAGUCCUAAUUUGGUUACAAGUGGGAUAAAAACACCAACAUCUAUUAGAUUCAUUGGAUCACAAUCUAUUCUAAAUUCAAAACUACCCCCAACCCCACCCAACCAACCAGUAACUCAACUUUCUUCAUCUCAACAACAACAACAACAACAACAAACGAAUUCAAAACCUGUCACAAUCCAACCUACAUCAAUGACACAAACACCAAAUACAUUAACUCGUAAACAUCCAAGUGUAAGUAGUAGUCAACCAUCAACAGAACAACAAACAACAUCUUCUAUUACACCAGCUAAUAUUAAUCAAACAUUAUCAACAUCACAAAUACAAUUAAAUAAAAAACCACCUUCUAUAACACUUCCUCAACCGAAAAAAUCCGGUUUAGGUUUUAAAUUUUUCUCUAAAAAAAAGUAA
Messenger RNA from Schistosoma mattheei, 1350 nucleotides. The record is from the annotation of a GenBank genome assembly. NCBI's taxonomy places the organism in Eukaryota, Metazoa, Platyhelminthes, Trematoda, Strigeidida, Schistosomatidae.